Messenger RNA from Loxodonta africana (African savanna elephant), 5078 nucleotides. It is a transcript of the gene IL10, whose product is annotated as interleukin 10. The transcript is spliced from 5 exons. Gene Ontology annotation, cellular component: extracellular region. NCBI's taxonomy places the organism in Eukaryota, Metazoa, Chordata, Mammalia, Proboscidea, Elephantidae. Gene Ontology annotation, biological process: immune response. Gene Ontology annotation, molecular function: cytokine activity. The record is from RefSeq and is a predicted model, not a curated record. The coding region runs from base 322 to 858 and encodes 178 amino acids.
AAUUGUUUAAAGAGAGAGUGAGGCCCACACUAAAAAUAGCCAUAGUGCAGAAGAAGUUUCUCCUAAACUAGUUUUCUGCUUAUGAUGCAAAAAUUGAAAUUAAGAGUAAGAGGUUCGACCAAUGCAAAGUUGGGGAGGCCUAAGGAUGGGAGGAGCUCCAAUUAGAAAAAAAAAACCUCUGACGGGAAAUCUCUAAGUCUGUGGCUUUUAUGAAUGGGGAGGUCCCACUCAACCUAUGUAUAAAAGGGGGACCUGAGGUGGAGGUCUGCAUGUCAGGGGAUUGCUCUUGCAAAACCAAACCACAGAAGGCAGAGCUCCGCCAUGGCCUGCUCAGCACUGCUCUGUUGCCUGGUCUUCCUGGCUGGGGUGGGGGCCAGCCAGAGCCAGGAAACCCCGUCUGAGAACAGCUGCACCUACUUCCCAGGCAGCCUGCCCAACAUGCUCCGAGAGCUCCGGAUGGCCUUUGACAGGGUGAAGACUUUCUUUCAAAAGAAGGAUCAGCUGGACAACAUGUUGUUAAACAAGUCCUUGCUGGAGGACUUUAAGGGUUACCUGGGCUGCCAAGCCUUGUCAGAGAUGAUCAAGUUUUACCUGGAGGUGGUGAUGCCGCAGGCUGAAAACCACGGCCCCGACAUCAAGGAGCAUGUGAAUUCCCUGGGGGAAAAGCUGACGACCCUCAGGAUCAGGCUGCGGCGCUGUCACCGAUUUCUUCCCUGUGAAAAUAGGAGCAAAGCGGUGGAGCAAGUGAAGGAAGCCUUCAGUAAGCUCCAAGAGAAAGGUGUCUACAAGGCCAUGAGUGAGUUUGACAUCUUCAUCAACUACAUAGAAUCCUACAUGACAAUGAAGAUAAAAAAUUAAAACAUUCUAAGAAGCAAAAAACCCAACAUGGCGACUCUACUAGACUCUAGGACAUGAAUUGGAGGUCUCCAAGAUCAGAUCCUAGGCUCUGGGAGAAACAAACCAGCUCCUCGGAAAACCCUAUCAUACCUCUCUCCUAGAAUAUUUAUUACCUCUGAUACCUCAACUCCCAUUUCUAUUUAUUUACUGAGCUUCUCUCUGAACUAUUUAGAAAGAAGCGCAAUAUUUUAAGUUUUUCAAUAUUUAUUGUUUUUCACCUGUGUUUAAGCUGUUUCCAUAGGAUAACAGCCUGUGGUAUUUAGUGUUUUUAAAGAAAUUGUAAGUUAUAUAAGGAAAAAAAAAGUUCUUUGGGGAGCCAACUGAAGCUUCCAUCCUAAGCCUAACCACAUUUUACAGCUGUUGAGUUGUUUGCCCUGACCUCCCUCUAAUUUCUCUUGUCCCUGGGCCUGGGGCUCCAGAGUGUUACAAAGACUCUUAGGAAUGGAGCCAGGGUUGGACUUCCCUAGUCUCACUCCCCAACUACUUUAUUCUUAAAAGCUGUGGCCAGCUUGUUAUUUAUAACAACUUAAGUUGGUUCUAAUAGAACUCAGUUAUAACUAGAAGUAUUUCAAUUCCUCUGGGAAUGUUAUAUUGUUCAUCUGUCUUCACAACAGAUUUUAGUUUUGAAUAAAUAAAUAGAUCUUAUUAAAAUAAUGCUAUGGUGUUCGAUGGCUUCUCUUUGAUUAAAAUUGCUCCCUCAACACUUUCAAGACAGAACCAAAACCACUGCCGUCAAGUCGAUUCCGACUCAUAGUGACCCUAUAGGACAGCAUAGAACUGCCCCAUAGAGUUUCCAAGGAGCGCUUGGUGGAUUCGAACUGUCGACCUCUUGGUUAGCAGCUAUAGCACUUAACCACUACACCAUCAAGACAGAACAGAGAAGGUAAAUGAAUUCUGCCUUCCAGAGAGAGGAAGCCAGCUACCCUCUUCCAGGAGGAAAAGUUAUUCUCCUUCAAAAGCCAAAGCAAAGACCACCAUGGUCCUCCCAUGGACCUUUCCUUAUGCCUUUAAAGAGAUUUAAAAAAAAAAAAAACCUUGCCGUCAAAUCGAUCCUGACUCAUUGCGACCCUAUAGGACAGAGUAAGACUGCCCCAAAAGUAUUUCCAAGGAGCAGCUGGUGGAUUCGAACUGCCAACCUUUUGGUUAGCAGCCGUAGCUCACCAUCGCUUUUAACCACUGCACCACCAGGUCUCCAAGGAGAUGUAAGAUCAUGUUAAUUUUCAUGACUAAGGAUGUGAUUGUAUUGUUUGUUGUUGUUGUUAGGUGCCGUCAAGUCAGUUUCAACUCGUAGCAACCCGUAUACAACAGAACAAAACACUGCCCAGACUUGCGCCACCCUCAAAAUCUUUGCUAUCUUUGAGCCCAUUGUUGCAGCCACUGUGUCAAUACAUCUCAUUAAGGGUCUUCCGCUUUUUCACUUUUAUCAAGCAUGAUCUCCUUCUCCAGAGUCUGGUUCCUCCUGAUAACAUGUCCAAAGUACUUGAGACGAAGUCUCAUGAUCCUUGCUUCUAAGGAUCAUCCUGGCUGUUCUUCUUCCCAGACAGAUGUGUUCGUUCUUCUAGCAGUCCAUAGUAUAUUCAGUAUUCCUCACCAACGUCAUAAUUCAAAGGCACCAAUUCUUCUUCAGUCUUCUUUAAUUCAUUGUCCAGCUUUCAAAGGCAUAUGAGGCCAUUAAAAAUACCAUGACUUGGGUCAGGUACACCUUAGUCCUCAAGGUGACAUCUUUGCUUUCAACACUUUAAAGAGGUCUUUUCAACACAUUCGCCCCAUGCAAUAUGUUGUUUGAUUUCCUGACUGCUGCUUCCAUGGGCAUUGAUUGUGGAUCCAAGUGAAACGAAAUCCUUGAUAGCUUCAAUCCUUUCUCCAUUUAUCAGGAUGUUGCUUAGUGGUCCAGUUGUGAGGAUUUUUGUUUUCUUUAUGUUGAGUUGUAAUCCAUACUGAAGGCUGUAGUCUUUGAUCUUCAUCAGUAAUUGCUUCAAGUCCUCUUCACUUUCAGCAAGCAAGGUUGUGUCAUCUGCAUAUUGCAGGUUGUUUAUUGAGUUUUCCUCUACAUACCAAAAUUAGAAAAAUAGGGAGGGGAAGGCUUUUAGUAUGCUUUUUGCUUCUUCAAACUCCAAAGGUCUAGGGGUGAACACUAUUUUGCCUGGUUCUUACCUCACAGGCUUAUACUGAGGUUUAAGUAAGAUAAAGUGCUAACGUAGCUCCUGAUAACAAGAGGUGGUCCCAGUGCACAGGGUUGGUUGUUCUUGGUAUUCACAACUAUAAGCUUCCACUUAUCUCCUUGAGCUGAGAUGAAAGGCAUUAGGGCUGGGCCCUACAGAGUGGAAGAUAAUCAAAUCUGCCCACUUGACAGGACACCCAAAGACUCAAGCUGUUGCCGCUCUCUAUCCCCUCUCUGAGCCAUCAGAUAUAUGUGAGGUUGGCUUCUGGCUGCGGUCUAUUGGGAGGGGCAUGGUGGCUGGGGAAGCCCUACUCAAAGCCCCGUGACUUAGAGGAGAGAGGGGGAAAGAUUGGGCUAAGUAAACACUGAUCCCCCUUACCCUUUGCCAGGGUCUAGGGGAGGGCGGGAGCUGACUGACUGUGGUCAGUUUUUCAGUAAGACCUGACUCACUUCGGUUAAAGUAACCAUAGGAAGGAAGUGGGAAGCAUCAAAGCUGAAAUUCUGAGAUGAAAGGUUGGGGUUAAGAAUGGAGGCUAGCAGAAGACAAGGAGAGAGAGACUGAGGCUCUCUACAUUUAGGCUCUCUCUACUGGACUGGAGAAGAUGCCCUGAAUCCCUUGGCAUGGAAGAUGUGGUCUACACUGCCAGGCAAUGCAUACUAACUUAAACUUGAGGUUGGCACCUCACGAGUAGUAAGAGGGCCUCUGAACCAACAGACAGAAACUCACCUGGAGAGCCAUACUUCUAAUACAAUGUCAACAGUAGCUACACUUUAAUGAACGCUUAUUUUGAGCUAGUCAGCACUGGGCAUAUAUAUUUAGGCUCAGAAAUGUUGAUAUGGCUUGGCCACAGUGUAAUGGGCCAAAUGGAGAACUGAUCAUAGCAUAAAACACUUUUCCCUUUUAUUAAUUGUUUAUUGCUGCCCCUAAAUUUCACAGUUUAAAACAACAAACAUUUAUUAUCUUACAUUUUAUGUGAAUCAGGAAUCUGGGAGUGGCUUAACUGGAUAGCUCUGGCUCAAUGAGGUUGUAAGCAAGAUGUCAGCCAGGGCUGCAUUCAUCUAAAGGCUUGACUGGAGCUGGAAGAUUCACUUCUAUGAUGGCUCACUCACCUGGCUGUUGGCUCAAGGCCUCAGUUCCUCAUAACUAUUGGCAGGUGGCCUUGGUUCCUUGUCACAUGGGCCUCCCAUAGGGCUUCUUAAGUGUCCUUACAACAUGGCAGCUGGCUUCCCCUAUAGCCAGUGACUCAAGAGAGAGAUCAAGUAGAAAGUCACACUGUCUUUUAUGACCUAGUCUCAGAAAUCUCACAUCAUCACUUUUGUCACAUUCCAUUUGCUAAAGUAAAUUACCAAGUAUAGUGGAAUCAGGUUCUAUCUUUUGAAGGGAGGAAUAUCAAAGAAUUUAUGAACAUAUUUUAAAGCUACCACACUCUUCUAAGAAUUUCAUCAGAAAUAGUUUUGUGUUAGAAUGCUACCUUAGACUCCUGGGUUGUUGGGGUAAGCAUCAAUGUGCAUGGAUGGGUCAUCAUCAUGGACAUUACUUUCCUGCAGUCCUCUCUCUUUUAGGCUCAGUCUAAUACAUUCACUUUUCUAAGACUCAUUUUCUCAUCUGGAAAACUAGCACAACUUCCUUGGCAGGUAUGGAAUCUUGGGUAUGAAGGUGUGUAUGUGUUUUAGACAAUGUCUUAGCUAUCUAGUAGUGCUGCUAUAACAGAAAUACCACAAGUGGAUGAGUUUAAGAAACAGAGAUUUAUUCGCUCACAGUUUAGGAGGCUAGAAAUCUGAAUUCAGGGUGUCAGCUCCAGGAGAAUGCAUUCUCUCUCUGUCAGCUUUGGGGGAAGGUCCUUGUCAUCAAUCUUCCCCUGUUCUAGGAGCUUCUCGGCACAGGGACCCCAGGUCCAAAGGACACCCUCCACUCCUGGCUCUUAUUGCUUGGUGGUAAUGAGGUCCCUCUCCUCUCUGCUCUAUUCUCUCUUUUAUAUCUCAAAAGAGAUUGACUUAAGAUGCAACCUAAUCCUGUAGA